GCGGGCGGGCCAGAGACGCUGCAGAAGAGCUGCUGCCGCCGCCGCCGCCCGAGAGCGUUGGAGGCCAACCCCUGGUCAUGGCUGCGGCAAGAAGCGUCCUCCUCCUCGUGGUGCUGACGGCUCCCUUCUGCUCUUCCCGAUCGAGGCACCUUCCCGCAGCUGCGCUGGAAGACAACGGUGGGAGUGGAGAAGGGGAGGGCGCUUCCUCCAUCCCACCCCCUGCGAGCGUGACCCUGGGUGUGAAUCCCACCAUGGACGAUAUCCUCGUGACCUCGGUGAACGAGACGUCGGCCACUCUCACCCUAUUGGACGGGAUCGUGGAUUUCUUCCGGGAGUACAUGCUGCUGAUCAUUGUGGUUGGCUCUUUGGUCUUCAUUUUCCUCUUCAUCAUCUGUGCCGCCGUCAUCGUCCAUCAGAAGCACAAGGCCUCGGCCUACUACCCGUCAUCUUUCCCGAAGAAGAAGUACGUGGACCAGAACGACAAGUCGGGGGGUGCCAAAGCUUUCAGUGAAGUCCCGGAGAAGGUUGGCGAUUCCUGCCAGGAAGAGCCUGUGGACUCCACCAAACAACUGCAGGCGGAUAUUCUAGCAGCGGCCCAAAACCUCAAAUCCCCAACCAAGGCCGUCACAGCCAACGGAGAGAGUACCAAAAUAGAGGAGAAGCCAAUCAAGGGAAAGGAGGAAGACGCUCAAGGACCAGAGGUUAGCAGAAAAGAAGAGGAGGGAGCUACCAAAGUCCAGGAUAGUCCACAACAGGAGGCUGAACUUCCAACAGAGACGUCAACUAACCUCAACCCGGCCGAUGCUGAAGUCAGUGGAGACGUUGUGCAGCAGGUGGAGGAAACCACACCACCUUCUCCAGAGGAACCUAAGGAAUCGGCCGGGACUGACAACUCAAUCGCGCAAACCUCCGAAAGUGAGAAUCAGGAGUCUAUUGACCAAAACGCUUGUGAGGACAGCACCGCAGGAGACUAAAAACAGAAGAAAGACUAACAUUAUUUGCCAUCCGCUGGCUUUCGUGUCGGAAAUGUAUAGUAUUAGAUCAGUGAUGGACUUAACUUUCUACGCAGCGGGCAACGGGAGGGCCUUCCGUCAGUUGUAGGAGACCCCUCGCUCGCCUUCCGGAUCAAAAAAAUCUCAUUAGAAGUCGCGCACUGCGCUUUGUCGCCUUAACGGAUCACUCUGUUACUAUGGAAACGCAUCGCCACGCUCAUUGGACAGAAGGGCCGGAUCCCACCGCUCCGUUGUGCUGCUGGUGGAGUUUUCCCCUGGUUCAAGAGCAGGCGGAAGUCACCUGGCUCCAGUUAAAAUGCCACUGUUAGCAGAAUGGAACUGAAGAGGUCCAACCCGUUAUUUGGUAAGCCAGGAUGGACUUGAAGAAGAUCCAAUAUCCAAGUAUUGUCUGAGGAGGCAGUAACCAUCCCAGUGUGGAACUGGCUCUAACGCUGGCUCUGAGCACCCCUCCAACAAUUACCUUCAAAUACACGUGGGACAAUCUGUCACUGGUGUCCAAUUCUGGAUGAAUCCUCUUCGAAGUUCCACCGUCAGAAACUGUGGCCAGGGCGAAGAGUACCCUCACCACGUUCCAUGUGAAUUUCUAGCUGAACAACCGCUGUUAAACGGUACACAACACAAAAAAACGCUGGCUAAAGAUAAACAAAAAUGUAUAAAAAUAAUAUUUAAUGCCAAGUUCAGUUAUACAGUCAUAUACGGGGUCAUUUAGUAGAAAAAGAGGUUCAGG
This is a messenger RNA of Gekko japonicus, 1740 nucleotides long. It is a transcript of the gene TMEM119, whose product is annotated as transmembrane protein 119. Gene Ontology annotation, biological process: ossification; positive regulation of osteoblast differentiation; positive regulation of bone mineralization. The transcript is spliced from 2 exons. The coding region runs from base 78 to 974 and encodes 298 amino acids. The record is from RefSeq and is a predicted model, not a curated record. Gene Ontology annotation, cellular component: plasma membrane. Lineage: Eukaryota; Metazoa; Chordata; Lepidosauria; Squamata; Gekkonidae.